AUGUCCGUUUCUCCGUUCGGGCGCACAGUCGCAUCUCUUUCAGCGUCUCUUUCAACGCUGUCAAAGUACUCGGCAUGCAGCAUGAAUUCUGAGAAACUCGGGAUCGGGGGCCUCGACGUCCGAUUCUGUCAAAGUUCGAAACUCGACAUCUGCCGAAGCCCGUCCGUUGCUCAAUCUCAAGCCGUUUCGAGUCAUUCGGACCUUGUACCUGUUAGGAGAAUCAGGGUACUAGGGAACAUAGCCAUCGGGGGGAAUGGAUCGUCACGGAGGUGACUGACGGCUUCUUUGUCCAGAUAAAUGCUGUAUCGUCCGAAGGAGGCAUGCUCAGUAGUCGUCAUGUAGAUGGCAUUUGCAGGAGAGCUGACACCUGAUUCAUCAAUCUUCUGGAUGUUGAUUUGUGUCCAGGACUGAAGCAUUUCCCAGGUGCGAACAGCAUCUGUCUGUCUU
Messenger RNA from Serpula lacrymans var. lacrymans S7.9, 447 nucleotides. RefSeq lists its product as uncharacterized. NCBI's taxonomy places the organism in Eukaryota, Fungi, Basidiomycota, Agaricomycetes, Boletales, Serpulaceae. Bases 1 to 273 code for a protein of 90 amino acids. The transcript is spliced from 2 exons. The record is from RefSeq and is a predicted model, not a curated record.